CCCGCCUCCCGCGGCCGCCCGGAACUGCGAGCGGCGUCCGGCCAUGGUGCAGAUCGUGACCGUGAAGAGCAAACCGUACGGGGACCAGAAGCCCGGCACCAGCGGGCUGCGCAAGCGGGUGACGGUCUUCCAGAGCAAUGCCCACUACACCGAGAACUUCAUCCAGAGCAUCCUGGACACGGUGCAGGCCACGCUGGUGGUGGGGGGGGACGGCCGCUUCUACAUGAGGGACGCGAUCCACCUCAUCGUCCGCAUCGCUGCUGCCAACGGGAUCGGCCGCUUGGUCAUCGGGCAGAAUGGCAUUCUGUCCACCCCAGCAGUGUCCUGCAUCAUCAGGAAAAUCAAAGCCAUUGGUGGCAUCAUUCUGACAGCCAGCCACAACCCUGGUGGCCCCAAUGGAGAUUUUGGCAUUAAAUUCAAUAUUGCCAAUGGAGGUCCUGCUCCUGAAGGUAUCACGGAUAAAAUCUUCCAAAUCAGCAAGAAAAUUGAGGAGUAUGCCAUCUGCCCAGAUCUCCAGGUGGACCUGAGCACCAUUGGGAAACAGCAGUUUGACUUGGAGAACAAAUUUAAACCAUUUACAGAGAAGGUUGGCUUCCGAAG
Messenger RNA from Nestor notabilis (Kea), 600 nucleotides. Its product is annotated as phosphoglucomutase-1-like. Gene Ontology annotation, biological process: carbohydrate metabolic process. NCBI's taxonomy places the organism in Eukaryota, Metazoa, Chordata, Aves, Psittaciformes, Psittacidae. Gene Ontology annotation, cellular component: cytosol. Gene Ontology annotation, molecular function: phosphoglucomutase activity; magnesium ion binding. The record is from RefSeq and is a predicted model, not a curated record. The transcript has 4 exons. The annotation marks the transcript as partial.